This is a messenger RNA of Hippocampus comes (tiger tail seahorse), 1722 nucleotides long. RefSeq names its product extracellular calcium-sensing receptor-like. Gene Ontology annotation, biological process: detection of calcium ion; intracellular calcium ion homeostasis; G protein-coupled receptor signaling pathway. Bases 1 to 1722 code for a protein of 573 amino acids. The transcript is spliced from 4 exons. Lineage: Eukaryota; Metazoa; Chordata; Actinopteri; Syngnathiformes; Syngnathidae. The record is from RefSeq and is a predicted model, not a curated record. Gene Ontology annotation, cellular component: plasma membrane. Gene Ontology annotation, molecular function: calcium ion binding; G protein-coupled receptor activity.
AUGUCCACCUAUGGGCCUCAUCAACGAGCACAGAUGACUGGUGACAUUUUGCUCGGAGGACUCUUUCCCAUUCACUUUGGCGUUGCAUCCAAAGACCAAGACCUGGCGGCGCGGCCGGAGUCCACACAAUGCGUCAGGUUUAAUUUCCGUGGUUUCCGUUGGCUGCAGGCCAUGAUUUUUGCAAUCGAGGAGAUCAACAACAGCAGCACUCUCCUGCCCAACAUCACAUUGGGCUACAGGAUCUUUGACACGUGCAACACGGUGUCAAAGGCACUGGAAGCCACUCUCAGUUUCGUGGCCCAGAAUAAGAUCGACUCCUUGAAUUUGGAUGAGUUCUGCAACUGCACCGACCACAUCCCGUCGACUAUCGCAGUCGUGGGAGCGGCGGGAUCUGCUGUCUCCACAGCGGUGGCAAACCUACUGGGGCUGUUUUAUAUUCCACAGAUCAGCUACGCCUCGUCCAGUCGCCUCCUAAGCAACAAGAACCAAUACAAGUCCUUCAUGAGAACCAUCCCUUCGGAUGAGUACCAGGCUACGGCGAUGGCGGAUGUGAUCGACUAUUUCCAAUGGAACUGGGUGAUUGCCGUGGCCUCGGAUGACGACUACGGGCGGCCUGGUAUCGAAAAGUUUGAGAAGGAGAUGGAGGAGAGGGACAUCUGCAUCCAUCUCAACGAACUCAUCUCUCAGUACAUGGAAGACCACGAAAUCCAAGCGCUGGCCGACAGGAUCGAAAACUCGAGCGCCAAAGUUAUCGUGGUGUUUGCCAGCGGGCCCGAUAUGGAGCCGCUCAUCAAAGAGAUGGUCCGAAGAAACAUCACGGACCGCAUUUGGAUCGCCAGUGAAGCUUGGGCGAGCUCCUCUCUCAUUGCCAAACCUGAAUAUCUGGAUGUGGUGGCAGGCACCGUUGGCUUCGCCUUGAAGGGGGGACAUAUACCCGAGUUUAAAGACUUCCUGCAACAAGUGCAACCAAAGAAAAACGCUCACAAUGAAUUUGUCCGGGAGUUUUGGGAGGAAACUUUUAACUGUUAUCUGAAAGACAGUCGGCGGCGUCACCAAAGUGACAACGGCAGCACAAGUUUUAGGCCUUGGUGUACAGGUGAGGAAGACAUCACCAGUGUGGAGACACCGUACCUGGACUACACCCACCUCCGUAUCUCAUACAACGUGUACGUAGCAGUUUACUCCAUUGCGCAGGCCCUGCAGAACAUCCUAACCUGUAAACCCGGACAUGGACUUUUUGCAAACAACUCCUGCGCGGACAUCAAGAAAAUGGAAGCGUGGCAGGUACUAAAGCAGCUCAGACAUUUGAAAUAUACCAACAGUGUGGGAGGAAAGGUGCACUUUGACGAGAACUUUGACGUGGCAGCAAACUACACGAUAAUCAACUGGCACAGGUCUGCCGAAGAUGGUUCUGUGGUGUUUGAGGAGGUCGGAUACUAUAAUAUUCACUCAAAGAGGGGAGGCAAGCUGGUCAUUGACAAGACAAAGAUUCUCUGGAAUGGAUACAGUUUUGAGGUACAUACCAAUCGCAAUCUUUUGUCUGCGGUUAGUGAAAAUCAAGUCACAACGGUUCCGUUCAGUCUGGAACGGAAGUUCCAGAUCUGGUUUGUGUUUCUACACCGGGGCACAGAGGCAGGAUGGCUCACGCAAUCGCCUCUUUCACUCACCGUGAUCGAAAACGGAUGUGACAAUGCGGGAACGGCUGAAUUUGUAGAGGCUUGA